Megachile rotundata (alfalfa leafcutting bee) is the source of this 1200-nucleotide messenger RNA. RefSeq names its product GTPase Era, mitochondrial. Gene Ontology annotation, cellular component: mitochondrial matrix. Gene Ontology annotation, molecular function: GTP binding; ribosomal small subunit binding; rRNA binding. Gene Ontology annotation, biological process: ribosomal small subunit assembly. NCBI's taxonomy places the organism in Eukaryota, Metazoa, Arthropoda, Insecta, Hymenoptera, Megachilidae. The record is from RefSeq and is a predicted model, not a curated record.
AUAUUUAUUAUCUAACUAUAUAUUUAAUUUUCAUAGAUUUAUAUGCAGGUUAAAACAUAACCUUUAUAUCUUUUAAUAAACAUCAACAGAGCAAUGUGUAAAUAAUUUUAUGAAAAAAUGACUUUAGCUACAAUAAAAAGUGCGUCUCGGGCUCAGUUGUAUUUUUUGAAACGAUUUUCUUUUCACGCUGCUAAGUGGAAUGUUAAUACUUGUCAAAAACAUAUUCUAUCAGAAGAUGAUAAUAAUAAUAAUGGUUUGAUAUUACCCCAAAGUAAUAAAAAAUGUGUAAAAGUUGCUUUUAUAGGUUUACCAAAUGUAGGAAAAAGUACUUUAGUUAAUCAACUUUCACGCAGAUCAAUAUGUCCUGCAUCUGCAAAGGUUCAUACUACGAUGCACAAAGCAGAUGCUGUGUAUAUUGAAAAUGAUACACAGAUUGUAUUUAUGGAUACACCUGGAUUGGUAUCAAUGCGAGAAAUGAAAAAAUAUAAACUAUCUAAAAGCUUUAGAGACGAUCCCUUAAUUUCAAUCAGUGAAGCAGAUGUUAUUGGAAUUAUUCAAGAUGUAACUAAUGUAUAUACUAGGCACAAAAUUAGUAAUUUUGUUAUUGACUCCUUGCAGAAUAAAAGAGAAGAUACUUCGUUAUUAUUAAUCUUGAAUAAAGUUGAUAAAAUAAAGAAGAAAACAGUUUUAUUAGAUCUCACAAGACUAUUAACAAAUUCUGAAAUUUAUCCAAAGUUUGAUGAUAUUUUUAUGAUAUCUGCAUUGACUGGGGAUGGCAUAGAUGAUUUAAGGAACUAUCUACUUGAUUCAGCUAAAGUAACAGAAUGGAAGUAUGAAGACUAUGAUACUAAUCAGAACAUUGAAAGUAUAAUAGUAGAAACUGUAAGAGCUAAAUUAAUGGAUGCUCUUCCAUUUCAAAUGCCAUAUACUAUUAAAUUACAAAUGGAACAAUUUGGCUACAAUGACGAUGGUGGUAUCGACAGUGCUGUGCUGUUAAUCUGCCCUAAACAAAGUUAUGUAAGAACAUUAUUAAAACGUAAAGGUGAAAAAAUUAAGUUCAUAGCAUUUCAAGUAGAAAAGAAUUUACGUAGUGCAUUUAGAAAAUCUGUGUUUGUACGUCUAAUUGUAAAACAAGAAGAGAAAAAGUAAUAAUUUUAUCAAAAUUAUUAAUUUUUUUUAUACAGAAAUAAGUACAUAAAA